GAUGUUAUGCUCCCUACAGCUGUACUGAAGACUGCGUACGGGAUGGUCUGCUCACGUCAUAUGCUGUGUCCCUGCCGGUGUGGAUAAUACAGCUCCAUCGAAUCCUGUGUGUGUGUUUUUGAUAACAGCUGGUGUGUAGCUUGUGGGACAGGUGGGGCCAGUGUGGCCUUGGCUGAUAAAGGUGUCUUGUUUCAGCAGCAACAGCUCCAGCGGUGUGGCUCCCCCUGCAGGUUAGCCCCGCACGCUGCACACCUCCCGUCACUCAUCAGUUAUAUCUAAAUUCAGGGGAACUAGAGAAUUUGUGCUGUUUAAUGACGGACCAAUUACAAGCGGAGACCUCCUGUUCUGCUACUUUCCGCGCACAGUCAAUGACGCCUGUGGAAAGACCAAAGUCUGGCACCUGUCCAGCUUAUCGAUACAAGGAACAUGUUUAUGGGUCCUCUCUAAAACACUGCUUUUCUUUUACAUCUUAUGCAACUCACAAUUUAGAUUUUAAAGACAUUCCACAGAUCGUUUUGGACAUCAAUUAAGUGUAAGAAAUCAAAAAUGAAACGCAUGCAAUUGCAAAACUCAUACUGUAGCUAAUUAGCCCCUCCGGGGGUCUUACUAGCGCGCCAAAGCUGCGAGGGGCGGAGUUGGGAGCGCGCACUCGGAGCGCACUGGACGCACAGCCCUCCGGAGGUCUGUUGAUAUAGGCAGCCUCGUCCUUUCACUGGAGGUUAUGGCUGUAGACUUUGCAAAGAGAGAAGGACAACUCGGAUUAUUUGACAGGAACAAUGCGUUUAUGAGAUUUUACGCAGCGGCUGUGAUGAGCUGUCAAUCAAGAAGGCGUUGAACCUGUAUACUACAAUGUCACACGCACAGGUUGAGAUACCAGGACGCGGCUUCCCUGGCCUCUCUGUGGAUAUGACCGAAGACUGCUUAUCCCGGGUCCCAUCCGUGCUGAGGACGCACGGUUUGGGCGCACGGAGAAACUCUUAUGGGUUGCAAAAAAUUACUAUGGACAUCGAUUCGCCUCUAUACAGCGGCGUCCUUUCCAAAGCUUUGUCCUGGUCGGCUGAGAAUAUUCUAACACUGCCCGAGUCCCGAGCAGAGGAUGAGAAAACCGACGACUCUCCACCGUCUCAGUCCCCCGUUUCCAGUCCCGGCACCAGCUCCAACACGCCCCCCAGCAGCCAGGCCCCCGACGCUGGGUCUCUGAGUGGUAACUGGGAUCCCGUCCAGAGAUCCAGCGCACAGGACGCGAGCUCUGAGUCUGAAAAUGAACUUCAGAAUAAACAACACAAGAUCUUGUCUCGCAUCACUUUUAACACUCAGUUGGAGCAGGAAGAGAAAGACGACCUGGAGACCGAGGCGGUGGCAACCUCGCCCGAUGGAAGAUAUCUCAAAUUCAACAUAGAGAUUGGAAGGGGGUCUUUCAAGACGGUCUAUAAAGGACUGGACACAGAGACAACAGUGGAGGUGGCAUGGUGUGAGCUACAGACCCGUAAGCUGACCAAGGCAGAGAGACAACGUUUCAGUGAGGAGGUGGAGAUGCUGAAGGGCCUGCAGCACCCUAACAUUGUCCGCUUCCACGACUCCUGGAAGUCCACUGUAAAGGGCCACAAGUGCAUCCUCCUGGUGACUGAACUUAUGACUUCUGGCACCCUCAAAACGUACUUGAAGAGGUUCAAGGAGAUGAAGCUGAAGUUGCUGCAGCGCUGGAGUCGUCAGAUCCUCAAAGGGCUUUACUUCCUGCACACACGCUCUCCUCCCAUCAUCCACCGGGACCUCAAGUGUGACAACAUCUUCAUCACUGGCCCCACCGGCUCCGUCAAGAUAGGAGAUCUGGGGCUGGCCACUCUCAAAAGUGCCUCUUUUGCUAAAAGUGUCAUUGGAACUCCAGAGUUCAUGGCCCCAGAGAUGUACGAGGAGAAGUACGAUGAAGCGGUGGAUGUCUACGCCUUUGGAAUGUGCAUCCUGGAGAUGGCCACCUCUGAGUACCCGUACUCUGAGUGCCAAAAUGCUGCCCAGAUCUACCGCAAAGUCACCAGUGGAAUUAAGCCAGAUAGCUUCUACAAAGUCAAAGUCCCAGAGCUCAAGGAGAUCAUUGAGGGCUGCAUUCGUAUGAACAAAGAUGAAAGGUACACCAUUCAGGACCUCCUGGAUCACCCCUUCUUUCAGGAGAACAAUGGAGUGCACGUGGAGCUGGCAGAGGAGGACGACAUGGUGAAGUCGGGUUUGAAGCUGUGGCUGCGCAUGGAUGACACCAAGAAGCUCCAUGGGAAAUACAAGGACAACAACGCCAUUGAGUUCCUCUUUGAGCUCUACAAAGACGUGCCUGAGGAGGUGUCUCAGGAGAUGGUUGUGCUUGGCUUUGUGUGUGAGGCUGACUUCAAGCUCGUGGCCAAGGCCAUACGGGACAGGGUGACGGCCAUCAAGCGGCAGAGAGAAAAACUGAGGCGACAUGCAGAGGAGCAGAAGAAGAAGCAGGAGCAAGAAGCAAUAGAAGAAGAACCAGAGCCUCCGCCUCCUUUAUCUAAAGUCAGCGACGCUGUUGCAGCAGAGUCCCCCACUGUCGCCCUGACGCCUUCUGCCUCCAUCCUGUCCCCCGUCACUAGCUCUGCAGACUCUGGCGUCAGCUACAACUACCCUGCAGAGCCAGAGGAGCCCGAGGCAGACCAGCACUUCCACAUCCGCCACAACAGCCUGUCCUCUGCUAACUCUGACUGCGAGACGGAUGGCUAUAUGAGCUCCUCUGGGCUUCAGGAUCCGCUGGAGACCAGCAGCUUCAAUGCGCCUGUGACCCCUCCCACCACGCAGACCGACACCCCGACUACAAACGGUUUCCCCAUCCCAGCCCUCCGCUUCCCCUCAAGUAUUGCGGUCUCCAGCAACAUAGAACAUGGCAACUCAGGGAUCCCGAGUGGCUUCAACUCCCCUGUGGACAGCUACGCCUCCGAUGUGACUUCAGGCUUGAGUGACGGCUACGAGGGCCUAUCAGAGAAGAGUGAGAAAACUGCCGCGAGGCGAACUGCUGCGAAGCUGUUCAGGAGGAGGGCGCGCUCAAGGCUCCGCAUCACAGGGCUCUCUGAUAAAGUGGACCGUGUGGUUGAGUGUCAGCUGCAGACACACAAUGACAAGAUGGUGACCUUCAAGUUUGACCUGGAUGGAGAUAACCCUGAAGACAUCGCUGCUGUCAUGGUGCACAAGGAGUUCAUCCUGCCAUCAGAGAAGGAGGGCUUCAUCCAUCGAAUGGGUGACAUCAUCAAACGGGCUGAGUCUCUGAUGGCCAAAGAGCAGCCGGUCCACUCCAGUGGGCACCGACUUCCCCAGCCUGCUUUUCACACUGGGGUUAACUCGUUGUCCUCCUCACAGCCUAAUCUGCACAGUCACACCCUGCCUCGAACCAACUCCUCCUCUUCUCUGCCUGACUUCAGUGUGGCUAACCCAAGCGUUGGUUUACGCGGCUCUCCUCCAUGCCCCAAUGGAGAUGUCUUCAGUGCAGACAUUACUUCAACUGGGCGACCUCUUAUACGCUCACAGUCUUUCCACAACGCCCCAGGAUCUCCCCUCCAUUAUCAGCACCACCAUCAUCCUGCGUCUCUCCUGCCACACCAUCAGCACUACCACAUGCCCUUCAUGGGCCACGGCCACUUCCCAUUCCCCUACCAAGGCUCUCCAGGUUCCCCAAAGCCAGCCAUCCAUUCUCCCCUCACACGUGUAGCCAGUAACCCCACCUUCCCUUCUGUUCCCUCCCCAACCCCCGGUUCACCGAGUCCUUUGAAUGAGACCCCAAGCCCUGGGAGCAAUGACAGUGUCAACAUGUCCCCACCUGGCCCUCAUCAUCCCAACAUGUGGCCCCCCCACACACAGCCCUUAUUUUCCUUAGCUAAUGUCAUCUCCAUGGCCAUGAGUAUGGCUCAGUCUUUCAUCCCUCCUGCGAACAUGCCCACCCAGGGGAUGCACUCCUUUCCAGGCUUUCACCCCCAGCUACCCACUCACAUGGCCCCACAGUCAGGUUACCCCUCCCUCUACCCACAACAUUACCAGACCUCACCAGUAGAGGUCCCUUACCCCACAGCGGGCAUCCCAGCACAUAACAACAUUUACCACAGCCAUGAGAAUACACCACAGAUGAAUGGUUUUCCCCAGAGCCAUCAUCCAGGCUGGCUGCAUCCUGUCUCUCCACCUUCCAUGCCUUCCACUCCUCCACCUGUUCCUCGGGAGACUUUGCAGCCGGUUGGACUCUCCAGUCCCCCCAGCCUGACCCAGGAGGACAGUUUCUACGGUUAUGUGCCCCCAUACUCAGCACAGGUUUCAGCCCAGGCUGAACCCAGAUCAGAAGUCUCCAGUUCAAACUCCUUGUCAGAUCUUUCCCCAUCACCCCCAGAGAGCCCAGAAAGCACUUUAUCAUCCUUCAGCACUCAAUUGCACCCCACUGUACCUGAGAUGAAUGCCAGUAGCCCAAAACAAAAAGCCUCUUCCACUGAAUCUGAAGUCCAGUCUGCCCCUGUCACUGUUGGUCGAUUCCAGGUGACACCCAGCAUGGACAUCCCUAUGCCUGCUGUGCAAGUAGAUGCUGUACAAGCUGCACCUUUGCCAGCAGACAGCAGCAGCACCCCGUCACAGAGCAGCACAGAGGAACAGGGGGAGUCUGAGACGAGCCUGGGCACCUCACUCACCAUGUCCCCUCCUCACCCACAUCCCCACAGAGCGUCGACGGGUGUCCUCCAGGAGGUUGACGGGCAGGUGGGGUGGGAUGUGAGCCAGGAGCAGCAGCAGGACAGAGAAGAAGAAGAAGAAGAAGAAGAAGAGGAUGAGGAAGAUGAAGAGGGGGAGGAAGAGGUUGUUGGGGAACGACAGAGAACGAGGAAGAGGAGUCGGAGGCGAGCGUACAGCCUUAGCCUGAUGGGAACGUCUGCUGACAGCGGACUCUCAGUGACGGCUGCUGAGAUGGAGGGGCGGCUGUGGGAUGGAGCUUCAGGCAGCCCGCAGUACAGCAAUGCCCUUCACCAUUUAUGGAUGAUGACUUACAACCGCAACACUCCCUACCUAAGCAGCGAUGACUCAGACAGUGACGACGAAGACAUGCUGGUAGAACUUCAGGAGCUCAGAGAGAAACAUCUGGCAGAAGUGCAGGCCCUGCAAGCUGCCCAGAAGAGAGAGAUUGAGGAGCUGUAUGUUAGGAUGGGGAAGGUUCCCCCUCCAGGCAUCGUCUCUCCUGCUGCUAUGCUAUCCAGUCGACAGCGCCGGCUGUCAAAGGGGAGUGGCUUCCCCUCGUCCCGCAGGAACAGCCUGCAGCGGUUGGACAUGUUGCCACUGCCGGGUAUCAUUAGGAGAAACUCCCUUGGAGGCAGCAGCAGUGGCUCCCAGGAUAAACAUAGCAAAGGUGUCACCUUUGUAACUGACAUAAGUAGAAUGUAAGAAAAUCUCAGCCAAGUACGCUGUAUAUCUGGACUACCUCAUCUGAAGUGUGACUGCAGUGGUCUAACCUGUCCUGUAGGAGGAUCGCUUUAAUUAACGCUUUUCACUGGCACACCGAUAAGCAAACUGCUUCCCUCUGCCAGUGGUCAUUUACCUCAACAUAUAUAUGAGCUGUCAUCAGUUAAGCUGAAUGUUCACAGGACCUGUAACAUCCUGUUUCCAGCCCUUUACCAGAUCUGGUGAAACUGUUGCAGCUGGAGCACAGAAUACUUGCCAAUCUGGUUCAUGUUAAAAAUGACAAGUUCAUUUCUGCUCUCUUGUAAAUAAUCUGUCAAAACUAUGAAACUGACGGUACUCCGCAAAGUGUUACAUCACAGGUCGUUUUAUUUUCUCUGAGCUAGCUUUUAGCGUUAACGCAGUCAAGUGAUAGAACAAACUGCUGCAGAGUUGUGGCCUUUUGAGCUACAGUGGCACUUGAACUAUGACUUUGACCCAGAAUGAUGAUCGUUACUGUUUUCCUGUUUGUCUGAUUCACUGCCGUUAAUCAAUCUGAGCACAGUAAUGUGAACCACAGCGAGGCUAUGACACUUUCACUGGCAGUUGUCAUACAGAAAUGACAACACUUAUGAUAAUCUCGCAAUUUAUUUGCUGUAGUUUAUUAAUGCUGUCUCAGCACCUGCUGACUGCACAGUGAACACACUCAGAUUAUUGCCUUCCAGGGGCGGAUGAGAGCACUCUAGACACAUUGUACAGUUUGAUUUAUUAUUGUAUUAUGAAAACAUUUUGUUCUGGUACAUCUAUCUUAGGUUUCUUUAGUGAUUUUGACACCUGAUAGGGUGACCUACAUUCUCUAGACUAAGCCUGGAUAUGUUUGACUGCAGUCCUGACAUUUUUCAUUGUACAGCAGUACAAUACGGAGAUAUCACUUUUAUAAACACAUACGCAUGAAGAUGUUAAUGCUUCACAAAGAAGUUAUAAAUGCGGCCAUGUAACUUGCUACAGCAGAAAGAAAAUCUGGUUUUUGAAUUAUUAAAUGGGAAGAAAAUUGUUUUAAAAGGACACACGACUUUAGCAUAAACAACAUCUUACAACAAAUACUAUAGCUGGUUUAAAAUUUAAAAAAUGAUUUCCAUGUAUUGAUUUAUUGUGAAACAUCCACCUAGGGUUUAGACUACUGGCCUUCCAGUUGAUUGUACAUGUGUAUAUAUUGGAGUGCAUUUAUAGAUCAUGUUUACAAGUUAUGAGUAAACUAAACCUUAAUUCUUGCUUAAGCAAAAAUCUUAUUUGCUGCUUGUUCUAUAGAUCAAGCACCUUGUGCACUUUAGUAAAUUCUACUUUAGUAAAUUCUACUUUAGUUCUCAAUCAUUUAACACAUUUGUGGAUAAAACUGUGUUCACUUGAGGAAGAGCUGAUAUGUUUCCUGUUAUUUUUCCAUAAGGGAGGUAGAGCAUAUUCUGUAGUUUAUGUUUGAUCAUAAUAUUUCGUAUUGGAUCACAGUAAUGAUGAUCGACCCUCCCACAUUUAAAAAUAAUUAGUACUUUGUGGGAUAUAGAGAAAUCAGUCCAAGCUGUGAAUGUGUAGCUGUUGCCUUAUAAAAUAUUCACAACACACACUGAAAGUUCUGGCAGUGGAACUCCAACUGUAAGAUUUUCCAAAGUUCAUAAUAUAUUCAAAAAAAGUUUCUUUUCAAAAUGUUUAUUGUAAAAAUAUAAAAUUGUAUUGCUUUCUGAAGCUGCUGCUGUCCUGUCAUGCUGAAUCUGUGCCUUUCCCCAACAAUGUCUUAUUUUAUAUUUUUACUCAAGAUUUGGUGGAUAGAUGAAACUCUAUAUCAAAUUUUGACAAAAAUAAAUGCAGUUCUCAAUA
Molecule: messenger RNA, 7269 nt
Organism: Micropterus salmoides (largemouth bass)
Lineage: Eukaryota; Metazoa; Chordata; Actinopteri; Centrarchiformes; Centrarchidae
Gene: wnk4a
Product: WNK lysine deficient protein kinase 4a
Exons: 21
Coding region: 850-5406 (1518 amino acids)
Biological process (GO): protein phosphorylation; negative regulation of sodium ion transport; positive regulation of sodium ion transmembrane transporter activity
Cellular component (GO): cytosol; cytoplasm
Molecular function (GO): protein serine/threonine kinase activity; chloride channel inhibitor activity; potassium channel inhibitor activity
Source: RefSeq, a predicted model, not a curated record